Molecule: messenger RNA, 2453 nt
Organism: Mugil cephalus (flathead mullet)
Lineage: Eukaryota; Metazoa; Chordata; Actinopteri; Mugiliformes; Mugilidae
Exons: 5
Coding region: 383-1075 (230 amino acids)
Biological process (GO): positive regulation of angiogenesis; positive regulation of blood vessel endothelial cell migration; positive regulation of endothelial cell apoptotic process
Cellular component (GO): external side of plasma membrane; CD40 receptor complex
Molecular function (GO): protein binding; antigen binding
Source: RefSeq, a predicted model, not a curated record
UUUAGAAAAGGAGCCAGACAAAAAUGAGAGCACUUGACUCUGAAUUGGAAAAUCUCAAAAACAAGAGAAGCAGAAAGCACAUGCCUGGGUUUGCAUAAGCGCCCAAAACCAACGUAAAAUAAAACCUCUAUAGCAUGCUUAACAGGAAAGGCUUUUGGUGAGAGACAAACCAUAACAGGGAACACAAGCCAAACUUUCACAUGAAAUCGAAUUUUCAAAUAAAGCAGAAUUGCACAAGACAUUUAGUAAAUCCAGACAAAAUAAGAUGAAACACUUUUUUAAUUCCUCUCGUGCUGUUAUAAAGCUGUUCUUUAUUUCCAGGAGGAACUAGUGGUCUUUCACUUCCUGCUAGAGUAUCAUAGUCUAAAAACCACAUUCAGAGAUGACGCUGACGUCAUCAAACAGACUGCAUAAAAACCCUCAAGACACAAACAGAGCACUGGUCACAAUGAAUAGUUUGAAACUUCCACUGGCAGUCGCCUGUGUGCUGAGUAUCUGGACGACAGGAUAUGCUACAAGCUGUGGAGAACGACAGAAGGCGAUAAAUGGACGAUGCUGUGAUAAGUGUCCACCAGGUCAUUAUUUGGAGAAUUUCUGCACUGAGAAUGCUCCAACGCUUUGCCAACCUUGCAAGGAAGGUUAUUUUGCAGAUCAGUACAACAUAUUUGACAGGUGUAAAGAAUGCAAGUCGUGCCAACAAGAUUAUUCUACAAAGUGUACAGCGACGACGGAUGCAACCUGUGCGUGUUUCUCGGGUUCUCUAUGCUCCCACAGCAACUGUUCAGUCUGCAAGGAAAACAAAGGACCAAAGAGUGUGGAGCCAACAGAGACUCCCAGAGACGACGCACUUGUUUUCCUCAGCGUCGGUUUUGUUUUGGUCUCCAUCACCCUCCUUCUGGCCACAUCCAUUACCUGCGUGAAGAAGCUAAGGAAGCGCAGAGCAAAUAAUAAACCCAUCCCAGUUGUCACAGUCUGUACCAACACCAGUGAAUUUCACCUCUCCAAGGAAGAGAGUGGUCUCCCGUUCAUCACCCAGGAUGAAUCCAAGAUGAAUGAUGAAUGCGUCGCUGUUUGACAGCAAGUCUAAGAGCAGUCAAUCAAUCUUUUUAGCUACUAUCAAUGUAACAUACUCAAGUGGUAUAACGUAUCUUGCACAUAUCGUACACAUUUAAAAAUGGAGAAAUCGGUUCAGAGAUCUUAAAGGGUUUAAAGGUGGGAACACCAGAGCUUGUCAUUACUUCUUCAACAUUGCUGCUUUGAGCAAUGUCCCUAAUCCCGCUGUGUUUUGAUAGAGCUUCUGGAAAGAUCACAUGGGUUUUUUUUGUGCAGAACUGUGAGUGUGGAGAGUAAGAGCAGUAAUAAGUAGAAAUAGUGGGAUGAUAAGACUGGUGAUUCAAUCCCUGAUGCUUGCUUUAUUGUAUCGAUUCAAGAAAGUGGAAACAGAAAAGAAGAGCAAAAUAUAUAAGUAGUUUAAUUUCAUCCAAUACUAACUGAUUUCUAAGGUCAGGUUAUGUUACUUAUCGUUGGUGCGACAUGUAUGAUGCACCCAUACAGAAUUUUGGAAAAAUAUUUAUUUUGUAUGUAUGAUAUGUUUUGGGUGAAUUUAUAUUUAUUAAUUUAUUUUUGUUUUUCCAGCUGAUUUAGCUAGAAUCUGUUAAACAGGUGGUUUCUGACUAUUCUAAUCAUAUCUUAAACCUACUCUAUAGCCAUACAUCAUCAAGAGCAAAAGGUUUGUUUUGUAUUGCACACACUUGAUGAGAAAAGCUGAAGAAAGGAAAAUAAGCAUAAACUGUACAUUAGUAUUUAGAGCUGAAAUAUAGAGCAGAGACAUAUGUUUUUUUCUUUCUGUUUUUUUUUUUUUUUUUUUUUUUAAUGAAAUGAAUAGUUUUUGUCUCUUUGGUCAGAAAAUAUCCCACCAAUGUGUUUAUUAUCAUAUGAGUUUUUGGUUAUUUCCCAGUAACAAAGUUCUUAUGACCUAAUGUAAAUACUGUCAUGAAUACCAAGAAAACAGGUCCUUGUAUUAUAGAGGUGAGUGUAUAAAAAAGGCUUUUCUAUGAAUUAAAUAAACUGGUGUAUCUGUGGCCAUUUGGUUAUAUCAAUGAACAAUGAAAUAUCAGUGUUGUAUGCUAAUACAGUGCCAAUGUUGUACACAGCAGGGGUCUGAUUGCAACCCAAUGUCACCUUUCAAGGAGGAGAGAGGACUCCAUCUUAUCAUCCGGGAUUAAUUCAAGAACUAUUCAGGUCUACCUCAUGUUGUACAAGGGUCUGCUUUUUGACCACAACUCUGAGAGGACCCAGUCACUUCAGCUACAAUCAAUAUGACUGUAAUGAUACCUUUUUGACGUACUGGCAUUAAAUCCUGUAGUGUUUUGAAAUUGUAUGCUUUUCUGUACAUCAUUUUUGAUCAAUAAUGCUAAUAAUAAUAAAAAAUACUGCCUUUAAGUGGCAUGUGA